Molecule: messenger RNA, 2091 nt
Organism: Xyrauchen texanus (razorback sucker)
Lineage: Eukaryota; Metazoa; Chordata; Actinopteri; Cypriniformes; Catostomidae
Exons: 6
Coding region: 390-1211 (273 amino acids)
Source: RefSeq, a predicted model, not a curated record
UAGGCUUAAUUUUCUACAUGUAAAAAUAUAGAUUCUUUCAGUAUUUGUUUCUUUUGAUUUUACAGAAAAAUAGGACGGGGGCAUUUUCUUGACUGUUUCGUGAGAACGAAACCAAUGCAUCACUAAGCGGUAUCAAAGGUUGAUGUAUAGUCUAACCUUUGUGAAAACGCUCAACAGAUCCUACUGCUCCAUUAAAUAAAAAGCUAAAUCAACACUUCUGUAACCACAACAGGAAGUGUUCUAUUAGACACAGAAGGUUACAAAAAUCUUUAUAAUAGAUAAAAGGCAGAACAACUAUAAAAAGAUUCAACCCAAGUGGCAUGUCUGUGGGUUUCACCAGAGCAUGUCAGUCUAUGCAGAUGAGUUGAUGUUUGGUUUCAACUGGCAGGAUGCAUCACAGGAUAAAUGAAAAACACCUGCCUCUGCUAAUGUGUGAAACAUGCUGUCUCUGCAGUUUAGAGAAAAUGACACACACCACAUGUCCCUCUGCUCUCAUUAUAAUCUGUUUCACAGGCAUUGUCUCUGGAUUAGGCGUCUCUGUGUGGCAAACACCUGGGAUAGUAAGAACAAAGGAGGGCGCGAAUGAGAACAUCACCUGUCACAUUAAACCAGAGUCAAAAGUAGAACGAAUAAUGGUUUUCUGGUUGAAAGAUAAUCAAACUGAAGCAAUAUAUAGUUCUAGCUAUCUAUUCCCUAUGUAUGGAUCUGUGUGUAUUAAUGCGACACUAAACCUGCAGUCAAUACAUCUAAAUCAUAGUGGCAUAUAUUACUGCAAAGCAUGGACAGAUUUACCUAUACUCGGACCUUCUGAAUAUGGAAAUGGGACAUAUGUAUAUGUGGUGUCUAAUUCAACACUUGGGACUACGCGAGCUCCAGCAAACCCCAAUGUGGAAACAGUGAUGUGGUCACUGCUGUCAGGGUUUUGUAUUCUUCUGCUGAUUAUCUGCAUUGCCUGUGUCAAUCAAAUAUAUAACAAAGGACACCACAGAAGUGAACUCAUAUCGGCAAAAGUCCUAGCUGAUGCUCCCAGUGGAUCUCAGUGCCCUCUCACUGCUGAAACUGUUGUUUAUGCUGCACUGAACCUUCCGAAAUCUCAAGACAGUGUAAAAACAAGAACUGAGAAUUAUCCAGCACCACCAGUGACCUGCACUGAAGAUUCAGUGACAUACUCAAAAGUCAACAUAAAGAGAGGACCAACGCAUGAAGGUUGAUUUUUCUAGAUUAUUAUUUGACUUGGCCUGUAUUUUGCUCACAAUGUAUUUUUUUAACCUUUAUAUCUCAACUUGACUUUGCAUAUUUAUUGUUAGGCAUUCAAUUACAUUUUGAGCUCGGAGAAAAGCUUUGCGAUCAUUCUGGUCUUGAUGUUAGCAGCUAAAGAGAGCAAAUCUAAAGUUAGAUUUGUCUAAAACAAUUUAUUAAACUAAAAGCUUGAAACGUGGUUUUGUGAAGAUAUUCCUGUAAAAGUUUGUUUUUCUUUUUUAAAUAUUGAAUCUUUAAUUUCAAAGUGCACAUCUCUUUUAAGCACUAUAGCCGUACUUUUGACGUGGCCAAAUUGAGUUCUUCUUUUCUCAUCAAUGCAGGACUGUGUAUUCGCCAACUCAGUCAAGAAAUUACAAACUGUGGAAGAUAAAUACACAUGGUUAAUAAUAAUAAACCCAUAAAACAAUUUGUAUAAUUACCUACAUACAAGCUAUGCAGGGACAUGUGGAAUCUUCCUGUAAAUGGAACAUGUAGUCUAGGCCAGAUUUAUACAUUUUCUUUAAAUAUUUUCUCAAAGAAGACCAGAGUCUUCAGAUUAUGUUUGGUCUUUAAUGAUGCAUAUGGAAAAACUUUAUUGAAUGCUUUAAAAAUAUAUAUAUUUUUAGAAAAAGCAGUGGAAACCCUAAAUGGAACAGCAAUAAUCGUGUGUUUUAUGCUUACCAGCCCACAGCAAGUGUCACUGUAAAAACUGGCAACCUGCAAUUGUUACCUUAAGGAGCUAUUUGUACCUGACCUAACCCUUAAAACAGUUUUGCUCACAUAGCCUAAUAUAGUCCAGUUAUUGCUGACAUGAUAAAUAAUAUUUUUGACUUGAAUCAAGCCAGUCAAUUU